Bufo bufo (common toad) is the source of this 1589-nucleotide messenger RNA. It is a transcript of the gene MSX1, whose product is annotated as msh homeobox 1. The transcript is spliced from 2 exons. The record is from RefSeq and is a predicted model, not a curated record. Gene Ontology annotation, molecular function: RNA polymerase II transcription regulatory region sequence-specific DNA binding; DNA-binding transcription factor activity, RNA polymerase II-specific. Gene Ontology annotation, cellular component: nucleus. Gene Ontology annotation, biological process: embryonic morphogenesis; regulation of transcription by RNA polymerase II. Lineage: Eukaryota; Metazoa; Chordata; Amphibia; Anura; Bufonidae. Bases 98 to 943 code for a protein of 281 amino acids.
ACAAGCGGGCAGCCUGCUGCUGAGGAUUUACAUCGCUGAUCUCCCAUCCCAGGCACAUGUCCUCUUGCUCUCUGAGGUUUGCAAGGAUCACUUCUGUAUGGCCCCUGGUGUUCUUAUGACUUCUUUGCAGCUUGGUGGAGCAAAAGUUGAAAGCCCAACUUACAGCAAGACAACCAUGCAGACCAGCCUAAAGAUGGCAGUGGAGGAAGAAAGUGACAACAAGCCCAGGGUGAAUGCUGCGGUCCUGCCCUUCAGUGUGGAGGCACUGAUGGCUGACAGGAGGCCUGGGAGGGACAGGGACAUCUCCAGCCCGACUGUGUCUCCACUAGCUGGGACUUCUCAAAGCCCAAGGAUGGGCUCCCUGGCCGCAGACACCCCCAGCUCCCCUCCUCUGUCUCACAGUCACUUUACUGUAGGAGGAAUCAUGAAACUCCCAGAAGAAGCACUUGUCAAGUCUGAGAGUCCUGACAGAGAGAGGAGCCCCUGGAUGCAGAAUCCCAGAUUCUCUCCUUCCCCAACAAGGAGGAUGAGCCCCCCAGCCUGCACUCUAAGAAAGCACAAAACCAACAGGAAACCAAGGACUCCCUUCACCACCUCCCAGCUCCUGGCCCUGGAGAGGAAAUUCAGACAGAAACAAUAUCUUUCCAUAGCCGAAAGAGCCGAGUUCUCCAGUUCCCUCAACCUCACCGAGACUCAGGUCAAGAUCUGGUUCCAAAACAGAAGAGCCAAAGCCAAGAGGCUUCAAGAAGCAGAGCUUGAAAAACUCAAAAUGGCAGCCAAGCCCAUGUUGCCACCAGCUUUCGGUAUCUCCUUCCCACUGGGGACUGGUAUGCCCACAGCUUCAUUGUAUGGAACCUCCAAUCCUUUCCAGAGGCCCCUGCCAAUGUCACCCAUGGGACUGUACACUGCACAUGUUGGAUACAGCAUGUAUCAUCUCUCUUAAUAAGUCACUUGAAGCCUAAAAUCCAAGACUGUUGGCAAGGACCUUGUGUGACGUCUCCCCCCCAACCAUGACUUGUGUCACUAUUUAUGAAUUCCUAGGGAAUUCAUCAGUAGAAAUACUAGAUCACCUCAACAUGUAUUGCCAUUAUCGCCUUGUUAGCUGCAUCUGACUAGAGGAACCCUACAAGCCCACUUGUGGAAGCUGGACCAUGUGUAAAGCAACCUGGAAGUCCAAGAGCCAAAGUUCUUCUUGUUCCAUCCAAAAAAAUUAGGUUUGAUUUAAAAAAGAAAAAAAACUUAAAUGAGUUCACAAACCUUACAGAAAAACUGAUGGUGCAGCAGUCCUGUGGUCCACAACCUGAGGCUUGCUUGCCAGCUGCCAGCACAUGCUGAGAGUUGUAGUUUUCCAACAGCUGGUGAGCCACAGGUUUCAGAGCUCUGCUGUAGACUAUAGCAAGGGGUGAAAAGGCGCCUGGAACGAGAGGACUUCUCGUCUGCCUUGAUCCUGGUGUCAGCAGAUGACAUGGUCGAUAAAGGGAUCUAUAUGUGUAAAGAGAAUUGUCUCUUCCAUGUAAGAGAUGAGGUAUUUCUAGAGAACGGCACUGUCUGUUUGCCUCCUGUUACCGCAUUCGUCCCUUUGGAAGGGA